AUAUGCAUACAAUAUGCUGCGCUCACGCAUGCAUACACGCAAGCGUACAACCAAACGAAUGGAUGGUUUGCAAUUCACAUUCGUGACCAAUAAUAAAUAUCUAUAUUUGUAUUAAUGAGGUAGCCGUGUUGUAAAACAGGAUACACAAUAAAUAGAAAUUUGUAGAACUUUGUUUUCUAAAGAUUUCUACCAAAAAUACUAGGGUAUUUUCAAAGGCGAAAUAGCUGCGAAGCCAUCAAGAAGUUGACAAGUUUUGCUACUUUUAGUGAAAUUUAUUUUCAAAAUGGCAGCUACGAGAAGAUUGCAAAAGGAACUUGGUGAUUUAAGAGCUUCAGCAAUGAAAAAUUUUACAAAUAUUCAAGUAGAUGAGUCAAAUAUUCUUACUUGGCAAGGCCUUAUACUGCCGGAUAAUCCACCAUAUAAUAAGGGAGCAUUUAGAAUUGAGAUAAACUUUCCUGCAGAAUAUCCUUUUAAACCUCCAAAGAUAAACUUUAAAACUAAAAUAUAUCAUCCGAAUGUUGAUGAAAAGGGACAAGUAUGCUUACCAAUUAUCAGCGCUGAAAAUUGGAAACCAGCUACGAAAACAGAUCAAGUUGUACAAGCAUUGAUAGCAUUAGUAAAUGAUCCAGAGCCUGAACAUCCGUUGAGAGCAGACCUUGCCGAAGAGUUUCUAAAGGAUAGAAAAAAAUUUUUAAAAAACGCUGAAGAGUUUACGAAAAAACACGCAGAAAAAAGGCGGGAGUCAUCAUCAUCUAACGAAUAACCACGGGUGACCGAUUUUAUUCACCAAGAUGCCUGCCACCUGUCAGAUAAUUUAAUUGAAACCAGCAUAGACUUAACUGUUACAUGAAAACAAGUUGAGAUACAUGUGUACAGUAUUGGUUAACUACCGACAAUGAUAUAAAUAUGUGCAAAUUGUAAUGUUUAUAAAAGUGGAUUAACAAAUUUUUCAGAACAAAGUAAAAUAUAAUAAACUAACUGUAUGAUAUUGUAUACGAUUUGUAUUUAAAGUCGUUGCGCGGUUAUAAUCCAUACAAUUCAAAGGAAAGAAAAGGGGGAAAAAAAAAUGUCAUUUAUUCUUUUUGUGUUGGAGUAAAAAGAGUAAGUUUCUACAGUAAUGAAUUUUUCUUCCAAUGCUAUGGGUGCAUUAUCAUGAUGUUAAUUCCUCAAAAGUUGUAGAAGAAUUUUUAUGCGUAUCACUUAAGCUCGUAAACAAAUGUGAAUGUAAAUAAGUUUAUGUAAUUAUUAAAACAAUAGCAACACUUUUUUCUUAG
Molecule: messenger RNA, 1274 nt
Organism: Osmia bicornis bicornis
Lineage: Eukaryota; Metazoa; Arthropoda; Insecta; Hymenoptera; Megachilidae
Gene: Ubc10
Product: ubiquitin-conjugating enzyme E2 L3
Exons: 4
Coding region: 284-763 (159 amino acids)
Biological process (GO): protein polyubiquitination; ubiquitin-dependent protein catabolic process
Cellular component (GO): nucleus
Molecular function (GO): ubiquitin conjugating enzyme activity
Source: RefSeq, a predicted model, not a curated record